Messenger RNA from Spodoptera littoralis (African cotton leafworm), 3558 nucleotides. NCBI's taxonomy places the organism in Eukaryota, Metazoa, Arthropoda, Insecta, Lepidoptera, Noctuidae. The record is from the annotation of a GenBank genome assembly.
AUGCUUCAGCACGAAUGGGCCGGCUCGACCGGAGUGAUACCACAGCCUCACAGAAGACCGACACGUGAAAUAACUCACCUCCGUCUGAUGAACUGGCCCGGAGAGUGCUUCAAUGUCGCCCGACUUCAGUACCACUACCCAGAGCUUGUAUUCUUAGAAUUCAUCAACUCUACCUCUCUGAAGAGCUUCAAGGGCCAUUUCAGUGCUGUGAACAAAAUUGAGAAACUUAUCAUCCACGGAUUAAUGUCGCUAUGGGAGCUGCCUCCGGAGAUAGUGAUGGACAUGCCAGUUCUAAGAGACUUGGACCUUCGAGGGAACAUGCUGAGACAUAUCAAGUCAUCGCUGUUGACGGGACCAAGGAGUUUGGAAUACGUUUAUUUAGCAGGUAAUAGUUGGGACUGCAGUGAUGGUGGUCUCGACUGGCUGGCGAUGGAAGCAGAAAACGGGACAAUCCGGAGGAAAAUAAAAGAUUAUGAUGAACUUGUGUGUCAUCAACAGCUUUACAGAGGCAAGCCAUUGAACAAAGUCAUGGAUAUUAUACGGACGAUGCGUCAAACUUGUCCAGAGCCCUGUUCCUGCACAAUGACACACGUGGUCUUCGACACAGCCGGUGCUGUGAUACCUCUCAUCACCGUUGACUGUGCCAACAGACAGCUGGAGAAUCCACCAUCAGCGUUACCACCAGGAACCACCACACUUCGUCUUGAGGGCAACAAGCUGGGUUACGGUAUUUGGAUGUGUGAGGUUUACGUCAGCAAACAAGGAAUAAAGAGAAGGGAAAUUCUAUUCCGUAUCCUCUGGUACAUCAGCAUAAUGAAGCGUGGUGCACCAACGUCUGCAAGAGACGAACUCCUCAAGAAGGCAGUGAAAAGGAACCUGAGUCAGAUGAUGAUGGUGAACAGUCAGCGAGAUUUACCACAACAGGAAGAGGACCAGGAAGAACCACCGACGGAGGGGGAGGAGGAGCAGGACAAGGACACGACGCCGACACUAGACUGGGAGCAAGUGAGAAAGAACAUGUAUCAAGACUGUGUCCUGGCCCAGAUGGGAAUAUCGAAUCUGAAGACGAAAGCGGAUGCAGAAUCAGAUGGAGUAACGUUGAGCUCAAUACGAGCCAUCGUUCAUAACCCUCAGUACAAGACCUUAGCUGACCUGUACCUUGAUAACAACAGCAUAUCAGCUGUCAAGGAGUUAGAAGGUACUGAGUGGUUCUCCAAUUUUCGAGUGCUAAGUCUUCGAGGGAACUUAUUGAAACAGAUUCCUGUUUACGCUUUCGACAAAGCGUUUCAAUAUAACAAUAAUAUAAUGCACGUGUUUCUCGGGGACAAUCCAUGGAGAUGUGACUGCCACUACAUACCUCGCUUCCAGAGCUUACUUCUGAAGUAUAAGCGAGUGAUCCGGGAUCUACCUGACAUAAGAUCAGUACGAUACCACUGGGGAACAUCUGCGGAGACGACGAUGUGAUGCCAAUAAGUCCCAUCAAUAUAGUCAAUUUAGUUUUAUUAGCUCUAAUAUUGUUAGUUGUAGGAAGAUUUCUGUACGAUUGGCAAAACUUUAAGAAUACCGGUGAAUUGCCUUGGUUGUCUUCAAUAUUACCAUAAAUUGUGUGGCUGUGAAAUAUGUAAUUAUAGUUUGACCCAUAGUCAGAAAUCACUCACCGCUGGAGCUGGAUUGCAUCGCUGUAUGCUUUGGGAGGUGUGAAGUGAUUGUGAUGUGAACGCACACAUAUCACCAUAUGAAUGUAAUCACCAUAAAUACCUAGGGUCUAGUAGGGUAUAGUACAGCGGUAAUGGACCUACCCACAUAUCAUAGUUUGGUAUUUCUGAACCGAUACGACCUUCAAACCUUCAAGAAAAGAGCGUAUUCCUUUUUAAAAGGCCGGCAAAGCACCUGAGACUUCUGUGGUGUUGCGGGUGUCCAUGGGCGGCUCUAAUCGCUUACCAUCAGGUGAUCCGUUUGCUCAUUUGCCUCCUAUUCCAUAAAAUAAAAUAAAUAAAAUCAACAUCAGCAGCCAGUCAUAGUUCACUAUGGGAUAAUGUACCUGUUUUCAUAAUAUGAGAGUGCUAUUUUUUCUACGUUCGGAAAGUUGAAAAGGUUCAGAUGGCUUACUCUUGAAUCUGAUUCCGAUCGAUCGACAUUUUUAUUGUGAAAUUUCGUACUCUUAAGUUGUAACAUCAGCGCCCAUUGCAUCCGUAUUGCGUGGAUAUUGAAUGAACUAAAUGGUAUUGAGUUUGGCUUUAUAUUCCGUACUCUGAAUGCUAGUUUAACAGCUACGAUAGGGGUUGUAUAGUGUUGACAUUAAAUAAUAUAAUUAUUGAGAUUUUAUUGGAUUUAAAUUGCAUUGACAUAUUGGUUUCAAGAGUAAGCACCCAGGUUUGUUUAGAGAGCGAUGUUGCGCGGUCUCCGUAAUAUGUGUAAUCUCUUACAGCCGAAAUUAACAAUCUAACUGAAUUAAAAAUCUUUGGAUUGACAGAAACCUCACAAUAAAUUUCAAACAUUGAUCUUAGUUCACAGGUUUUGGGUUUGGAUUGGUUAUUCAUUUUAAUAAUAGGGAUGAUGACGGGGUGUGAACAUUAAAAAUGUAAUUAGUCCGUCAGUUAGGUAAUGAAAAAAUAUUAGACACGUAUUUUUUUAUUUUGUUGUAUAAUAAAAUGAUACUUAGAUAUAACGAAUCAAAGUUUAGGAGUGGGGGCUAAAAUGUCAUAACUACGUAUAAAAUGUACAUAGAAGUGACGUCACGCGACAUUUCAAAUCCCUAUAUCGUCGAAAAUAUUCGUUUCUGUAAAAAAAUGAAAAAUACGUGGCUGGUGUUUUAAAAUGAUCUACCAGACGGACAUUAAAAUAAAAAUUAGUCAUCUACCCUAUUAUCGACUCUUAAGCCAAGAAUACACUAGGGGUAUGGCACACAAAUGUCCCAUACCAUGUAUCGUCGACAUGUCGAGCAAAGCCGGCCGAUGUCGCCUGACAUUUAUUUUAUGGGAUAUAAACGGGUAGAUAGGAUAGGAUCACCUGAGGGUAAGCAAUCGGCGUCGCCCAUGGACACAAAACAUAUACGGUGAAGACGCGCAACUUAUGUCCCCAGUGAUGUUAAUGUUGCCAGCCAUGUUGACCAAAAUCCGGCAACGUUGCGCCACUUCACCCGACGUCACUAGCGACACGUGUCGCAGGGCAUUUAUCUCCUAUACCCUCUAUACAAAACCAGCUUAUCCUGGUGUCGCGUCGCAUCUUCUUUCCGCACAUUUAACGUUCAGUUUAUACUGGUUAUGUAAAUCUCGAUGUGUAGCCGUGUGUACCCUUGGCUUUAUAACAAAUGUAAACAUUCUCUAAUAUCAUCACACGGCAGCGAUUCGACCUAAUAUAUCUCAAUGUUAUUAUUUGUUUUAAUGUUUAUUAUAUGUAUUAGACGUAUUUAAUAAGAUAUAGUUUAAUUAUUAAGCAGUUAGUUAAGUAUGAAAGUGAUUUUAAGACAUGAGACACAGACUAAGAAAAAGGCUGAGAUUGAUUUGUAUAAUAUCUGGUGAUGAAAUAAAUACUACAUAAUACCUACAUUAGUAUAAU